Arachis duranensis is the source of this 1531-nucleotide messenger RNA. RefSeq names its product geranylgeranyl transferase type-2 subunit beta 1. Lineage: Eukaryota; Viridiplantae; Streptophyta; Magnoliopsida; Fabales; Fabaceae. The record is from RefSeq and is a predicted model, not a curated record. The transcript is spliced from 10 exons. Gene Ontology annotation, cellular component: Rab-protein geranylgeranyltransferase complex. Gene Ontology annotation, molecular function: Rab geranylgeranyltransferase activity. The coding region runs from base 379 to 1320 and encodes 313 amino acids. Gene Ontology annotation, biological process: protein geranylgeranylation.
UUCUUCCUUUUUUUUCCCUGCCUCAAACUGGGGUUUUAGCAGGGUAUACUCAAUAGUGAUCAGAGAGACAGCUUUGCCGUUUUACUUGUCUGAGCAGGAUUUCUUUUAUGAAAUUACUUUUCAACCCCUUAAAUUCUUUCUUUUUCUUUAUCCAAUUUUUCUAAUUUGCUACUUGCUCCUUUCUCCUAACUCCCCCUCUUUUCCUUUCAUAUUCUGAACGAGAACAUCACUCUAACACUGGGCACCGCCGCUUGAUCUUCGAGUUUAACAAAUAAACCACUUUCGGUGACCAACACCGGCAGCGAAGCAGGGAUAGCGCCUCUCCCUUCACUGAUCCACGAUCUUCCUUCUCAUCCAACACGAACAUUUACUUUCAAGAUGGGAGAGCUGGUUACUGACAAGCACGUGAAAUAUAUAUUAUCAGUUGAAAAGAGGAAGGAUGAUUUUGAAUCUGUGGUGAUGGAGCAUCUAAGAAUGAACGGGGCAUACUGGGGUUUGACUGCUCUGGAUUUGAUGGGAAAGCUUGACGUUGUGGAUGUUAACGAGGUUGUUUCAUGGGUAAUGAGUUGUCAGCAUGAUUCAGGGGGAUUUGGCGGAAAUGUUGGACAUGACCCGCACAUCUUGUAUACACUGAGUGCAGUGCAGGUGUUGGCUCUCUUUGACAAGAUGGAUCUUAUUGAUGCAGAUAAGGUGACAAAUUAUAUUGUUGGCCUGCAAAAUGAAGAUGGAUCUUUUUCAGGAGAUAUGUGGGGUGAAGUUGAUACACGGUUCUCCUAUAUUGCUAUCUGUUGUCUUUCAAUAAUACAUCGCUUGGAUAAAAUCAAUGUGGAAAAGGCUGUGAAGUACAUUAUAAGUUGCAAAAAUAUGGAUGGUGGUUUUGGUUGCACACCGGGUGGGGAAUCUCAUGCUGGCCAAAUUUUCUGUUGUGUGGGAGCUCUCGCUCUUACGGGGUCGUUAGAUCUGGUUAACAAGGACUUACUUGGUUGGUGGUUAUGUGAGCGACAAGUUAAAUCUGGAGGUCUGAAUGGGCGUCCUGAGAAACUCCCUGAUGUCUGCUAUUCGUGGUGGGUUCUUUCUAGCCUCAUCAUGAUCGAUAGGGUUCACUGGAUCAGUAGAGAGAAACUUAUAAAAUUUAUCUUAGACUGUCAGGACAAGGAAAAAGGUGGAAUUUCAGACAGGCCAGAUGAUGCUGUGGAUGUCUUCCAUACCUACUUUGGGGUAGCUGGGCUUUCACUACUUGAAUAUCCUGGCCUAAAACCAAUAGAUCCAGCUUAUGCUUUACCUGUUGAUGUUGUAAAUCGGAUUUUCUUUAAAAAAUAAAGGACUUGGAAGUUCAACUACUGUUCAGUAACGAGAGUCUUCUUAAGACUCGCUUUUGGCAGUUGAUGUAGUGUUAUUUCCCCCUUACUUGAACAUCAUCAGAUUUGUGAUUACCCUUUAUAUCUCCUUUUGAUAACAUGUACGCAUCUUCUGAUAAAAUUACUGCAAAGUUUUGACAUUGCAAUAGAUUUUUAGAUCUUAAAUUAUUUCA